Uloborus diversus is the source of this 2106-nucleotide messenger RNA. Its product is annotated as angiotensin-converting enzyme-like. Bases 167 to 2044 code for a protein of 625 amino acids. The record is from RefSeq and is a predicted model, not a curated record. Gene Ontology annotation, cellular component: plasma membrane. The transcript is spliced from 14 exons. NCBI's taxonomy places the organism in Eukaryota, Metazoa, Arthropoda, Arachnida, Araneae, Uloboridae. Gene Ontology annotation, molecular function: metallopeptidase activity; peptidyl-dipeptidase activity. Gene Ontology annotation, biological process: proteolysis.
CUCGAGUUGAAGCAAUGUACGGUUGCUAAUCGCUUCAAAAAGAAACGUCUGUCAUAAUGAAGUUUUGUCAGUUCAUUGUUGAUACAAACCGGACGCGGCAUGGAAUGCAUGAUUUUCUUAAGGAAGCCAAUGAUCAUCUGAUUCCUCACGCACCAGACGAGGCAAGAUGCUGUUCCUGACUUCCUUGGUCCUCCAGAUGAUGUGUCUCAUCUUCAGCGCCUCCGUGGACAACAGGGUGGAGAGGUACAAGAGCGGGGCCAUCAGGGACAAAGAGGCCGCCCUCAAAUUCCUCGAGGUGAACGACAAGAGGGCGGCCGAGAUGGCCAACAAGAUGGCCAUCUCGACCUGGAAGUACCAGAGCAAUCUGACAGAAGCGAACAAGCAGGAAAUGUUGGAAAUGUUGCAGGAGCAGGCGCAAUUCACCAAGGAAACUUGGGAAAAGGCAACUUCUUUCGCAUGGAAGGACUUUAAGGAAUCGUAUGCAACUGUGUACAGGUGGUUCAAGAAACUGGCCGUCCUAGGAACAGCAGCACUUUCAGAAGAAAAACUCAAUGAGCUGAAUAAGCUCUCUGCAGAUAUGCAAGACAUCUACGCCAAGGCAAAGGUCUGUCGUCCCAAUGUCACAGAUAAUGCUAAAUGCGAUUUGGCCAUAGAACCAGAGCUGACCGAGAUGUUGAUGAACUCAAGGGAUUACGACUUGCUGAAGCACAUUUGGGCAGGCUGGAGAGACGCCACCGGCAAAGAAAUGAAGGACAAGUUCCUGAGAUACGUCGAGCUCUCCAACGAGGCCGCCGUGCUCAACGGUUUCGAGGACGCAGGCGAAAUGUGGAGGGAGGCCUACGAGAGCGAAACUUUCCAGGACGAAGUGGAGGAUCUCUGGAAGACCAUCGAACCGUUCUACAAGCAGCUUCACGCUUACGUCAGGAGGAAGCUCAUCCGGCAGUAUCCGGGAGCAGACAUCAAGCCCGACGGUCCCAUUCCGGCACACCUUCUAGGGAAUAUGUGGGCUCAGACCUGGGGCAACAUUUUCGACGUGGUGAAUCCCUAUCCAGAAAAGAAGUUUGUCGACGUCACCGACGUCAUGCUGGAAAAGAAAAUGACUCCCCUGGACAUGUUCAAGAUGUCCGAAGACUUUUUCACCUCUCUGGGGCUGAUCGAGAUGACUCCCGAGUUCUGGAGGCGGUCCAUCAUCGAGAAGCCAACGGACCGGGAAAUGGUGUGCCACGCCUCCGCCUGGGACUUCUACGACCAGAAAGACUUCAGGAUUAAGAUGUGCACGAGAGUGAACAUGGAAGAUCUGAUCACCAUCCACCACGAAAUGGGACACAUCGAAUACUUCCAACAGUACGCCAAGCAGCCCGUGGUAUUCCGAGACGGAGCGAACCCAGGAUUUCAUGAGGCAGUUGGGGAUGUUCUGGCUUUAUCAGUCGCAACUCCAAAUCACUUGAAGAAAAUCGGCCUUCUGAAAGAAGUGUUCGAAGACCACGAGGCGGAAAUCAACAACUUGCUGAGCAUGGCUCUGGACAAAAUUGCAUUCGUUCCAUUCGGAUAUCUAAUCGACGUUUGGAGGUGGAAAGUCUUCAGUGGCGAAAUCUCGGAGGAGGAACUCAACUCAAAGUGGUGGGACCUCAGGCUGAAGUACCAGGGACUGUGCCCUCCGGUCAGAAGGACAGACGAGGACCUGGACGCCGCUUCCAAGUACCACGUGGCUGCAGAUGUCCCCUACAUAAGGUACUUCGUGAGUUACGUGAUCCAGUUCCAGUUCCACAAGGCCCUGUGCGAUGCCGCGGGUCACGAGGGACCACUGCACAAAUGUGACAUCUACCAGAACAAGGAAGCGGGGACCCUGCUGAGCUCCAUGCUGAGCCUGGGCAAUUCCGUCCACUGGAAGGCGGCGAUGUCGGUCAUCACGGAGGGCAAGACGGACAAGAUGGACGCAGGACCCAUGCUCGAGUACUUCCGGCCGCUCAUGGAGUGGCUCGAGGAGCAGAACGAGGGCGAGACCAUAGGGUGGACCAGCGAGGACCCCAUGAUGUGCCCCUGAAACACGACUUUCAUUUGUGUCCCAUCUCUACACGUCCAAAAUAAAGCGACUAUUUAUUGCCA